AUCAGUGAGGUGUAUCGCUCACUCCUCCUCUGUCACAUUCCUCACCCCCCUACACCCCCUCCUCCUCCUCCAGCUGCUCCCGCGCCGCUGCUUCUCCUCUCCCUCUCCUCUUCCUCUCCGCCGCUUCUCCUCAUCCUCCCUCCACACCGUGGCGGAGAUGGCGGGCGUCGCAGCCGCCUCGUUCUUCUCGAACGCGUGUCGUUUCGGUGGCUGCGGGCUGCACUUCGACUCUCUGGCCGAGCUCAUCGCCCACAUCGAGGACAGCCACAUCGAUACGGAUCCUAGAGCGCUGGAGAAACAGGAGCUGCAGCAGCCCACGUACGUCGCCCUGAGCUACAUUAACAGAUUCAUGACUGAAGCAGCACGCAGGGAGCAGGAGAACCAGAAGAAAAAGGUGCAGCCGAAACUGUCGCUUUCAGCCACCGGAAACGUCUCGCGUAACAUGUCCACGCCCCCUCGCCAUAGCAACGGCAGUCUGACCCCGCCUGUGACUCCGCCCAUCACUCCUUCAUCUUCCUUCCGCAGCAGCACACCCACAGGCAGCGAGUGUGAUGAAGAGGAGGUCGAGUAUGAAGACUCGGACAGCGACGAGUCCUGGACUACGGAGAGUGCGAUCAGUUCCGAGUCCAUCCUGAGCUCCAUGUGCAUGAACGGAGGAGACGAGAAGCCCUUUGCCUGUCCUGUACCUGGCUGCAAGAAGAGAUACAAGAACGUGAACGGUAUAAAGUACCACGCCAAGAACGGACACAGGACGCAGAUCCGCGUGAGGAAGCCCUUCAAGUGCCGCUGUGGGAAAAGCUACAAAACCUCUCAAGGGCUCAGGCACCAUACCAUCAACUUCCACCCCCCACUGUGAUUAUUACACACACACACACACACACACACACACACACACUACUCAUAUUGCUUCAAAACGUACGUACUCACCUGCACGCAGUAUGACAUCAGCUUCCUGCUGGUACCUUUUCUGUUCUUUAUUUUAUUUUUUAUUUGUAUUUAUUUAUUUUUAAAAUAAUUUGAAAUAUUUUGUAAGUGUUAGUGUCUCGCACAAUACUUUCAUGUCGUUAUUUGCUUUUAACAGCCGUUCAGUAAUUAUUAUUGUCCAGCGAGGCUGAGAGAUUUAAUUUACAGACGUGUGUGUAUAUAAUAUCUAUAAGGAAACGUUCAGCAUGUGCAUGAAUUUAGUCGCUGUACUUUUAUAUGUUUGUUUUUUGUUUUUUUUUUUGGUGGAUUUUCACACGUACACGCCGAAAACGAAACCGUUUCACGUAAUACGGUGCGGUGCGUACGCGCCAAAACUCAAAGGGGUCCGAAUACGGUACGUUCUGAAUCCUAGGGGGUGGGGGGUGUAUAUUUUAACACCGUGCCUGUGUUAGUGCUCAAAAUAUCCACCUGUUUUUCAGAUUUAAACUAAAAAUGGGCGCGGGUGUAAAAAUAAAUGUUUACAUUUAAAAAAUAGGUCAAAAUGGAGGUUUUUCAUCAGCGUUUCGUUUUAUAUUUAUUUAUAUAUAUAUAUAUAUAUAUAUAUAUAUAUAUAUGGCCUGUUUGAUUCUCCGAGAUGAUUUUAUAUUUUAAUAACGGUAAAAAAAGGUACACGAACGUACAAGAUUUACAUGUUUGAAAAAAUGAAUACAAUCAUUCAUUUCUUUCGAAUAAAAAACACAGAGAAUGGGAUUUUCUGAAAUCUGGCAACCGUGGCUCUACAGCGCCACGUUCAGGUCGAAACCUCACACCUCUGCGACUGUUCGGGAAUCGUUUCCGUUUGUUCACUCAUAGAAUAAAUCCGGAUUUGGGCGGAUUCGGGAAGCGCACAGGCCCCUUCGGUUUGUACGCGCACUGUACGUUAGAUCAGACGGAUUAGAUUUGAUUUUCUUGGUCAUUUAUUCACACAAUGACCAAACAGCGCUCCAGGGUCCAGUCUUCUUGGAGAAGUCUCUACAAGCUUUAUGCUCCCUCUCUAGCUCAGUCAGAUUGGAUCUUCAGCUCUCUCCAGAGAUAUUCUCCCGAGACUCGUCCUGAAGCCACUGCAGCGUCGUCUUGGCUGUACAUCGUCGUCGUCGUGGUGACAGGUUCCCACUACAUGCCUUUUACCUACAGUACGCAUGGUUUCUACCUUAAAGUUCUGAUUGAUGGAGUAUUAGAGUGGGCACUGGGUUCUUGUUCACCUCCCCGACCUAGGCCGUUCUUGUCCGGACAAACUCGGAUCCAGAACGUCUUCCAUUUCUCAACGACGAAGCUCGGCGUGCUCCUGGGGACGUCCGAAAGCUUCAGAAACGGUUUUAUUCCCGUGUCUCGACACGUUUCGACCGUGGAGGUCCGCAGAGAGUUCCUCGCACUUCACGGCUCGUUUCGUUCGGUCUGACCCGCACUCGUCUACGCACAGCCGUGCGCCUUUCUGAACCACUGGCCAGAGGUGUACUCUAGUGACGUUCAAGAGUCCCUAAUUUAUGAACACGUUUAACCGAUGCUAGUGGAGUCGAGCGGACGCUGGUAGAUUUGAACAAACUCUGAACGUGAGGGCGCGGGAGAGUUACAGGAAUGGGGCGGGGCUUAAAAUCAGAGCGUCCCGAACACCAGCGCUGAUCAGAUUCCAGAUUCACGUGCGCAUUUUCUCUUUCACUAUGAUGUGUUUGAGCGAUAACUGUACCGGAAUUCUCCUACACAGAAUGCGUAAUGGCUGGCAGGUCAGCUGAUAUAAUAUAAUGUCAUUUAGCGGUUAGCAGUCCCGCCUCCGCCCUUGGUGCAUGGAGUACGCACGUUCUCCCUGUGCUUCGCCCGUUUCCUUCCCCAGUCCAAAGACACGUGUUGUAGGCUGUCUAGCGUCUCUGAAGUGUCCGUAGCGUGUGAACGGGUGUGUGAUCGUGCCUUGCGGUGGGUCAGCACCCCGUCUCGGGUGCCCCUGCGAUAGGCUCCAGCGACGGACGGAUGGAGUAAACAGCACCGGAUAUGGCGGCAGUAUAGUUUCGUGUAGAGACACAAACCUAAUUACUAUUAAAGUGGAACCUACCGUUUUGUUCUUAUUUACUUUUCAACCUUCUGUUUCGUUUUGUUCCUUGUUGGCGGAGAAACUGUGCGAGUCUCAUCGGAAAGACAUUAAUCUCAGGUCCCAACACUGCCACCACCAUUUAUACAACACUGAGAAAAGGGACGUUGCUGACAGCGUUACUCCGCCCAGGAAACGGUGAUGGAUGUGGAGGGAGGGAGGGACGGAGAUGACGGAGACGAAGGAACAUUAUUAGUUAUUAGCCAGCAGCUGUGAAGUGCCAUGUUAUUGUGGUGUGCGGAUGAGCGUGAGCAGUGUGUUGAUCAGACCUGAUACUAGUGUGUACGCACUCUGCACUAUUGUAUGUUUGUGACGUUUCCUCAUCGCGCUCGUGUUGGUUUUGUGUUUCCGUGCUGCUGCUCGCGUGCCAGUGUGUGUUCCUGCCUCGCCGCGCCGCUCUGCAGGACCUCUGCUUCUAGUCUUACUGUUCGUUUUCGUCAGAAGUAUUACGCUGUUAUGUCGCUGCCUCUCGUUAUACGCUAUGAUGCCAUAGAUAUAGAUAUAGAUAGAUAUUUACGCUGGCAGCAGUGAUUGACAGCGAGCGUAUUUUCCCCGGUUGCACACGUACUGUACGGUUUAUAGUCGCCGCGGUGAGCUCGUGAUUCGGUGUAUAAUCUGAAUGGCGAGGUAAGUCCAGCGUGGGAACUGGAUCAGAGGCGCUGCCUUAACUCCGACCUCGUCAGUAGGAUGUACUCGACCCUUCGAAUCUCCUGCAAGCCUGCAUUCCAGUACCGGGUUCACCUUCACGUCCCCUCAACACUUCAGCUGCUGGGGAUCAUCAGCGCCCUCUUCAGGCCCGCCGCAGUACACCUCACACACCGAGGUAAAACCCCAAGCCGUCGCUGUAGACAUUACCAGAAGGCACUGUGAAUCUGAUCCGGGUUCUUCUCCAAACUCUUUAAACAAAAUAAAUGGUGGGUGUUGUUUAUUUAAUUUAAUUUAAAUGCGCAAUAAACCUCUUCAGAAAUAUCACCACCGGCUCUACCUACACUUCCGCUUAGCUAGCACGCUAGCCAGCUGUAACAUCACGUCACACACAGUGGGACGAGUGCGUGGUUGAGGGUGUAUGAACAAUACAGGAAUGCAGGCCGGGUGGUGAGGUAGUACACACGCGCCAUAGCGGUUCCCCCGUGACGUGACGUGCCGCGCCGCUGCUCUCACGUGAGCUCGACGCACACCGAGCCGCACACACACCAGUAUUCACGCGUCAGUACUUUUAAACCGUAAACGUCGCGUCAUCGAGUACGGAGCACGUUUCGGGCGUAUCCCGAGAGAUUAUUAAACCCAUCGGUCCAGCCUCCAGAGGAAGCCGCGAUGGGACGAGCAGACGGACAGACGGCGUGUAGAUGCCAAAUAAAAUAAAACGUGUAGUGCAGUGAACAGUGCCAGUUUUUAUACUUGAACAGACGUAUAUAGUUCUGGUUUCACGUCGACGUGGUGUCACUUUGAGUGCGCGUGCGCGUGUGUGGAGAACCUUUCUGCACUUAGCAUAAACACUCGUACAUAUCAUUUUGUAGAACAUCUUCACAGAGAGGAUGCGUGUGAUGGAAACCUUUAUACUUUAUAUACACAUCUGGACUUCAAGUGAAUAAGAUGCAGUCGUGUUGUUCUGUGUGUGUGUGUGUGUGUGAGAGAGAGAGAGGCAGUUUGAUAUCCUGUACAGUGAAUGUAUUGUAACCUCUUUGUAAAGUAGUUUUGAAAUUAUAUUUUCAUACUACCGUUUUGUUUUGUUUUUUUGUUUUUUUUUGUGUGAAAUAUUUUCUCCGUGGCGAAAUUUGUACCAGGCGUGUCCUUGUGAAUAUGAAAAGACUGUUCAGGUGUCUUUUAUUUUAAAAUGCUGUUAAGAAAAAAGAAAAAUAAAGACAAAAAGCG
Ictalurus punctatus (channel catfish) is the source of this 4915-nucleotide messenger RNA. RefSeq names its product JAZF zinc finger 1a (gene jazf1a). Gene Ontology annotation, cellular component: nucleus. Bases 158 to 856 code for a protein of 232 amino acids. The transcript has 5 exons. NCBI's taxonomy places the organism in Eukaryota, Metazoa, Chordata, Actinopteri, Siluriformes, Ictaluridae. The record is from RefSeq and is a predicted model, not a curated record.